This is a messenger RNA of Danio rerio (zebrafish), 1807 nucleotides long. RefSeq names its product translocase of inner mitochondrial membrane 50 homolog (S. cerevisiae) (gene timm50). Gene Ontology annotation, cellular component: mitochondrial inner membrane; TIM23 mitochondrial import inner membrane translocase complex; membrane. The record is from RefSeq and is marked provisional. NCBI's taxonomy places the organism in Eukaryota, Metazoa, Chordata, Actinopteri, Cypriniformes, Danionidae.
GCGCUCCGGGUACGAACUGCAUCAUAUUCAAGAUGUCGGCGGUGUCUGUGUAUCCCAUGUGUGUCCGGGCGAGCCGGGGCCUGCUCAGACUGAGGCAGGGGGCCCGCUGCUCCACGGCCCCUCCGCUGCUGGAUGUCGUCCGGCCUUUAUCCGCUGACACGUCCAGUAGCAGCGCAACAGGGGGACUGGCACAGGCGAUACUGCAGGAAAGGCUUCAGCAGCAGCAGAAGAGCCAGGAACAGCCUCCUCCAGAGGGUGAAGACUCUGGCCACAAGCAAGAUGAGCAGGGCGAGGACAAGAAACAGAAAGAGAACACUGCAUACGCCAAGAAGAUGGUCCUUCGGUUAGCAGGAAUUAUGGGACUUGGAGGCACAGUUGGCAUUGUAUAUAUAUUUGGCAGCAAUUCUGUGGAUGAACAAGGAAAUAAGAUUCCAGAUGAGUUUGAUAAUGAUGUUCCUGUCAUCCAGCAGCUUAGAAGAACCUUUAAAUAUUUCAAAGAUUACAGACAGAUGAUCAUCGAGCCCACAAGCCCAAAGCUUCUUCCAGACCCUCUACGAGAGCCUUAUUACCAGCCUCCAUAUACUCUGGUGCUGGAGCUCACAGAUGUCCUUCUCCAUCCAGAGUGGUCGUUGGCCACAGGUUGGCGUUUUAAGAAGAGGCCUGGCAUCGACUACUUGUUUCAGCAAUUGGCGCCACUUUAUGAGAUAGUCAUCUUCACAUCAGAGACAGGCAUGACAGCAUACCCCUUGAUCGACAGCAUAGACCCUCAAGGAUUCGUGAUGUACCGACUCUUCAGGGAUGCCACACGUUACAUGGAAGGCCACCAUGUUAAGGACGUGUCUUGUUUGAACAGAGACACCUCUAAAGUCAUCGUGGUGGACUGUAAGCGGGAGGCUUUCGGUCUGCAGCCCUUCAACGGUUUGGCGCUGUGCAAGUGGGAUGGAAACUCAGAGGAUCGCACUCUGUAUGACCUGGCUGCUUUCCUUAAAACUAUUGCCAUCAGCGGGGUGGAGGAUGUGCGUUCAGUAUUAGAGAACUACGCCCAUGAGGAAGACCCUAUUGAAGCUUUCAAAAGAAGACAGGCACAGCUUGCACAGGAAGAAGAACAGAGAAUUUCAGAAAUGGCGCAACAGAAGAAACAGGGCUUUUCAUUAGGCACCAUUGCAGGUCGUUUCUGGUCCCGAAAGCAGCAGUGAAGACUCGUCCUGCUCGCACCACCCGAAACCACCCCGUCUGGACUGUGAGCAGCCAUUAAGAUGAGGGUCACAGUCGAACAGGAGGACGGUGUAAGUGGGCACACAAUGGCAUGUGUGGAGAAACAUCCAAUCGGGCUAUGCUGAACAGGAUUUUAGGGGUUGGAAAAGGAGUGACCAACUCUAAAAAGACAUUCAUUCCUGUGAAAGAUGGCACUACCUGGACAGAACAUGCACAUAUGAUGCUCUUAUGUAUGAUCUCACUGAUUAGAAAGGGUUUUGGGGUGGUUGGACCAGUCUCCACAAGAGUAAAAAUCACAAACUGAAGAACCGAUCAUAUGUUCAUCACGUUGGUCCCAUUUGAAACCCGUAACGGAUGCUGUAGGCCUGUAAUAGCCUGAUAUUAGACUUCAAUGUUUGACUGGCACAUGAAGCAAAACCUCGCAUUUAUGUUGGUGCUGCCAGUGAGUCUGAUAAAGCGAGCUCAAUCUGGUGCUGUUUCUCUUCAUGUCAGAAAUGGACCGUCUUGUCUGAGGAUGUGCUUGUGGAAUGUUCUUUGUAUUGCUUUUGUUGUGAAACACCCAGAAUAUCUCCAAUAAAUAAACUAUAACAAA